Messenger RNA from Nylanderia fulva, 956 nucleotides. RefSeq lists its product as uncharacterized. NCBI's taxonomy places the organism in Eukaryota, Metazoa, Arthropoda, Insecta, Hymenoptera, Formicidae. The record is from RefSeq and is a predicted model, not a curated record.
AUAAUGGCCUUUCAACUGGACGAUCUGCUGAAGGACGAUAAGAAGGAUGGGAAUCUGAUACCCGAUUUGAGCAAGGCGACCUGUAACUCUUACGAGGAGUUCCGAAGACUCAAGGAAAACUGUCCGGAGUUUAAAAUCAAACCGGAAAAGGUAAAAAGAGAAGAUACCAAGGUCCGCGACAAAGAAUUUUCUUGGAAAGCGACCAAGAAAGAACUCAAAGCCAUCGGCAGGGAAUGGACUUAUGGCGAUCCAGUUCCACCGGAUAUGAGAGAAUUGGAUCUGCAAGAGCUGCAACAAGUCGCCAUCGAUUGGCGAAUGCUGACUCCCAUCAGACCGAAGCUUCGUCAGGACGAAGAAAUGUUUUCGAGAUUGGUGGAGAUGGGAAAAUUGGAGGCGAAGACCAUAAUGAAAGAACGUCGCGAAUCAAUAAGUCCUAUUAGACGAAAUAAGAAUCGCGCAGGAAUAAUCGAGAGUAGUGUAAAAACCUGCAGAGAAUGCGGCGAGGAAUAUUGUUUCGGCGAAUUUUGCGGCGAUGUCCUCUACGAUUCUUUUGUAAGAGUGGCUGUUGCCACUCAGCAGCCGAAGAUUAAAAUAUCUGCUGACACCGAGGCAAUAAUCGCUAAAAUGGAACGUAAAAAAACAAAAAAGAAGAAGGGGAAGAAACGUGUGAAAAGCAAGAGUAGAUCAUCUAAAAAAUCCGCCAGAUUGUUGGUCAAUGGCAAAGCGAGAAGAUCGAUUACAGAUCUUGAAACUAAAACUGUUAAAGCGAAAGAUAGCGAAGGGCAGAAUGAAAAACCGAUGAAACAAUUUAAGAGAAAAUGUAGCAAGUAUACAAAGAAAGGUCUUUUACGUAAAUAAUAAUAUAAUUAUAUUAAUGAAAAAAUUGGGAAAUUUGAAAAUUUCUUGCAAAUGCUCUAGAAAUACCUCAUACGUGUAUUUAUACAUAUAUGUAGAUU